CAUUUCAUUUCCACAGACCUUUUGCGAAAAAAUCCAUGGCAGACUCCGCGGUUAGAUGCAGCGAAAACAGGCAACUCAUUUAUGGAGAAUAUGAUUGUAGUUUAGAUGAUUUGCUUAUGCGUAAUUCCAUGGAGCCUGGCAGUGAGCAAAAUCUGCAGCAACAAUUUGGUCAAACAGUAGGCUCGUCCACAAAUCAAGGCAGUCCGGCCUCUGCCGGAACAAUUCAAAGGCCGCAGGAACGAUUCGUUCAACCAGCAGAUACAAUCGAAUCAUCAUUACCAGACCGCUUGAUAAAUCAAGCGGAAAGCAGUCAGGCAGCCCCUGUAACAGAGCAAUAUUUAGGCCAAUCUCUGUCAAAAUCUCCUCAUUCACAGAGAAAUAUUGGUGGAAUUAGUAAAGAAGAACCAUGGCGUGCGGGGAAAAGGGUGCACAGUAGAUUAUAUAGGCAGAGAGUCAAGGGAAGAGAUAAGCUAAUUAAGGAAAAGAGCCAACUGAAGAAGUCCAGUAAGAAGAUAUUUGAGGCUGAAAAAUGGAGAUUGAAGCGUGAAAUUGAUGAAAAGGAACAGCUAAUGAAUUCGAUUAUGGAGGCAACUGAAAAGGGGAGAUUGAAGCGUGAAAUUAACGAAAAGGAACUGCUAAUGAAGUCUAAUCUGGAGCCAUUUGAGGGGGAAAAUGGAGGAUUAAAACACGAAAUUCAGGCAAAAUCACAACUAAUGAAGUCCAACAUGGAGACACUUGAGGCAGAAAUGAAGCGGUUAAAUGAUGAAUUCGAAUCUCUAAAAAGAAACAAUGUCUCUGUGAAUCGAAAGGUGCAAGUUCAGUUAACGGAAUUGGCUGAGCUCAGAAAUAAACUUGACGAGCUGAAGCAACAAAAUCAGAGAACAAAAAAGAAGCGCAGGAUAUCCUCAACCAGAGAGUGGAAGGCCGCACAGAUUCAAUUAGAGAAAGGUGGGGAACUAGUGAGGCCUGCAAUGCCAUGUAUGAUGGAAAACUUUGAUGUGGAACAGGAUGAAGGCAGUAAGGUGGUUCUGUGUGGGGUGGGAGAUGUUUUCACUUGGCUUCCAACAAUGAAGGUUUUUCUUUUCUUUUUCUUUUUUGUUUUGGUAAUGUCGUGCAGUGGAGUUUGAACAAUCACAUGAAUUCACUGUUUGUAAAUUGGCGUAGAGUUUGUUUAUGCCUUCAGAAAUUAAUACUAUCUCAAAGAAGAAUAAUUACUUGAAGAAAUAAUUUUAGUACUUUGAACUCUUGAGAAGAGUUAAAUGAUGAUGGGUUAAGCUCUUGGAAGAAUUUAUUGUUGUAAGUUAAAAUUCUUAGAAGACUUAAAUUGAAUUAGGUACAAUGUAAUUUUUUAAAUUUGAUGUUUCUUUUGAACCUCAUAAAAAUUCUUCUAUUUA
Molecule: messenger RNA, 1394 nt
Organism: Rubroshorea leprosula
Lineage: Eukaryota; Viridiplantae; Streptophyta; Magnoliopsida; Malvales; Dipterocarpaceae
Source: the annotation of a GenBank genome assembly